Molecule: messenger RNA, 821 nt
Organism: Empidonax traillii (willow flycatcher)
Lineage: Eukaryota; Metazoa; Chordata; Aves; Passeriformes; Tyrannidae
Gene: SNRPC
Product: small nuclear ribonucleoprotein polypeptide C
Exons: 6
Coding region: 91-573 (160 amino acids)
Biological process (GO): mRNA splicing, via spliceosome; mRNA 5'-splice site recognition; spliceosomal snRNP assembly
Cellular component (GO): nucleus; U1 snRNP
Molecular function (GO): pre-mRNA 5'-splice site binding; zinc ion binding
Source: RefSeq, a predicted model, not a curated record
CUACGGCGGCCGGCGAGGGACAAGUGGGGGCGCUGUGUGAUUGCGUUGUGCGUGUGUGCGUCACUUCCGUGCGGCGGCGGCGGGAGCAUCAUGCCCAAGUUUUAUUGCGAUUACUGUGACACGUACCUCACCCAUGACUCCCCCUCCGUGAGAAAAACCCACUGCAGUGGCCGGAAGCACAAGGAAAACGUGAAGGACUAUUACCAGAAAUGGAUGGAGGAGCAAGCCCAGAGCCUGAUUGACAAAACAAUAGCGGCUGCAUUCCAGCAAGGGAAAAUCCCCCCGACGCCGUUCUCGGCACCUCCUCCGGCCGGAGCCAUGAUCCCACCUCCGCCCAGCAUCCCUGGUCCCCCCCGGCCCGGGAUGAUGCCGGCCCCACACAUGGGGGGGCCCCCGAUGAUGCCAAUGAUGGGCCCACCCCCCCCGGGGAUGAUGCCGGUUGGACCUGCCCCUGGGAUGAGGCCGCCCAUGGGAGGACACAUGCCCAUGAUGCCGGGGCCCCCGAUGAUGAGACCCCCCUCCAGACCCAUGAUGGUGCCAACCAGGCCAGGAAUGACCCGUCCAGACAGAUAAAGGUGGAAAUGGAGCUGCCUUUUCAUAUUGGGAUCUUCCCCAUGGCAAAUACCACAGACCCAUGUCCUUGGGGUUUUGUCCUGGGUGUGUGCAGGGGCUUUGCUGUCACCUCAGCAUGUGGCCUGGACACACCCUGCACUGACUGCUGGAUGGGGUCUGGCUUUUGGGGCGUUCUUUUUAGUUGUGUUACAUUUUAUCCCCCCAACGAGUCAUAAAAAUAACAAUAAAACAUUGAUGUUGUUUCCAUA